UACUGAGUAGUUAAUUUAAUUCUCCAUCGAAGCGACGGCAAUUCUCAGUAAUUUCGAAUUUUUUAAAAAUUUAAAUAAUGAAAUUCUACAGCAUUAAAUUAUUUUUAAUAACUUUUAUUAUUGUAAUAUUAUUACCAGCGCCAUUAAAUGCUGUACGUAAGAAAAUUACCUUUAAAAAACUAUCAUUAACUGGAUCUCAAAGCCCAACCUCAAGCAACUCUUCCCCCAAUUUACCUUCAACAUCAACUAACACCCAGCUCCCAUCCCCCAACCCACAAUCUAUAAAUUCAAGUCCCUUAUCUCUAAAUCCUAGACCAUCAUCUCCAUCAAACCCCCAACCAUCCCACCAGCAAACUCCUCAACAGUCACCUGUUUCAUCAAACGAUCUUUUUCCAAAAUUACCUAGCCAUCCAUCACCCAACCGCCUCGUAGAAUCUCAAAAUAUCCGUCAUGAUGAUUUUCUCGCCCUGCGCUCCAGCAACAGCUUAAACAAUUUCCCAUUUCAACCAUCGCCAAGUCGAUUCCUCAAAGCAGCUCACGAUAAAGAAUUUCCAGCAUUGAAUCAACGAACAUUCCAAAGUUCCAACCACUAUCCAGUAGAACGUUCCAGUAGUCUGAACCUAAAUCCAUCAGUAGCAAAUUCUCCUUGGACACGUGGUGGCAGCGUAGAUUCACCCAGAAAUCGACUUAAUAGCCCAGUCCUUAAAAAAAAAAAUUGGCCUCAAACUCCUGGUAGCUCAUCUUCAUUACUAACCAGCUCUUCAGGUUACGGAAGAAGUCUGAGUACAUCCAGUGGGUCAUCAACGUCACUAAAUUCUGGAGCAAGUAGUCCAGGUACCGGAAACCGACCAGGAAUAUUCAGCAAACGGGCCCAUGAAGAAAAACCAGUCGCUGUCAGUGAUAAGACUUGCAAAGAUGACAAUUCCCCAGCUGACCAAUGCUUCAAUUACUUUGUACUGAGUAUUUUUUGGCCACCGGCUCUAGGAUUUGAAUAUAUUUCGAGAAAUAAACCAGUGAAUGACAACAUUAAUUUGCUUAAAUGGUCAAUCCAUGGCCUGUGGCCAGCAACUUACGGUGAGGUCACACCAGAAAAUUGCAAAAAACGGACCUCGGUUAGCUUCAGUCAACACAGACUUGCAAGCGAGAAAGGAUUAAGGGCCAGUUUAGAAAGUAAAUGGUUCAAUUUGUGCCCUUAUAAGUUGUACGGGUCAUCAUUGGUUAGUUUUUGGGACCGCGAGUUCUCAAAACAUGGAAUUUGUGCCACACGAUCCCCUUUUAUUGCUUCAGAUGUUGGUUACUUCAAAAUGGCGGUCAAUUUAUUUGACCGAGUUAAUGUCGCCGGUAUUCUGUCGGCGGGAAAUUUCAAACCUGGGGAUAAGAUACACUAUGGCGAUAUUGUUGAGAUGAUUAACGAUGCGGUUGGAUCAAGAAUUAAAGUCGAUUUUAUUCAGGAUAAGACAAGAGACGAAGCAUACUUGAAAGAAAUAAAAGUAUGUUAUAAUUUAAAGUUCCGGCCAAUUAAUUGUCCUGGAACGAAACUUUUAACUGAAGAAGUCAGAAACAAAGAAAUUACUUAUCUAGAUCAUGCACCUGCUGCACAAUAAAUUUUUUGUUGUUAAUUACAAUUACUGACACAUUGAAGUGUCAGAAAAAAAUUUUUUACGAGACUAAUUAUUUAAUUAAAGUGUAAUUUGAUAAAUAAAUACUUUUUUUUAAUUUUCCAUGA
Microplitis demolitor is the source of this 1726-nucleotide messenger RNA. RefSeq lists its product as uncharacterized. Gene Ontology annotation, cellular component: extracellular region. The transcript has 3 exons. Gene Ontology annotation, molecular function: ribonuclease T2 activity; RNA binding. Lineage: Eukaryota; Metazoa; Arthropoda; Insecta; Hymenoptera; Braconidae. The coding region runs from base 78 to 1604 and encodes 508 amino acids. The record is from RefSeq and is a predicted model, not a curated record. Gene Ontology annotation, biological process: RNA catabolic process.